AGCUCAUGAAAAUCCCAGGAAGUCAAACAAUGCUUUAGUUCUGGUGAAGGAGGGGGAUGUCUGAUACAAGUCCCAAUGAAUUGCUUUAUAAUCUCUUCUCAGGCUGUUCAGAAGAUGUGGUUGAAUCUGCAGGGAGAUGUUUGAAUGUGAAAAUGAGGCUUGGGAAUAUCUGUUUGGCUUUACUCUCUUCAUUUGUUCAUGAUGCAUUUCCUUAGAUACUCAAAUCUUUCUCAGCUCUUUUCUUAAAGACGUAUUUGGAAGUAUCUUUCCUAAACAUAUACCCUUGAAUCUUGAGGAAUUAAGCUUUCCCUUUUAAUCUAGUCCAGAAGUUGGAUUUCAGUGAUCCUUCAGGGUCCCUUCCAGCUCAGGGUUUUCUAUGGUUAAUCCAAUGUACAUUGAUUUAACAUUGCUUUUAUUUUUAGGAUCAACUCAAAAGCUCAGGGCAACUGAUCUUCACCAGCCCUGAUGCUCUCAUCUGGGGUGGAGUCUGUCCCUGAUGCUUCUGUGUCUGCUGCAGUAGAGGAGCUGUACACUGGGCUGCCAGAGAGCAUCUCCAGGGAGCCCAUGGCAGUGCCAGGGCCCAGCCUUGGCGUGGGUGCGCAGUCUGAUGGGCCAGUGCCCCUGCUGGCACACAGGGAUGGGCCGUGGGCUUCUGCCAUUGGAAACUUCUGCCAGAAGACAGAGGACUUGGGUGAGGUGCUCCAGGUGAUUUCUCAUGGGCCAGCAGAAUCCUUUCCUGAAGAAUUGCUACAGGCUGGAGACCUUGCAGAGGAUGAAAAAAGCAGAAAAAGACACUUUAGGAAACUGGACUGUUCUAGAGAUGGUUACCAGAAAGAAGAUGAGGAGGCACAAGGAGCUGAGGACUAUCAUGCUGAAUGUUGCCCUUUAACUCUGGGGGAAAGUUGGUCAGAACAAGAGGACCCUCGCUUAAAAGAGCAAGAGGCCAAGUCUUUGAGAACCUAUUGCACUGAAACUGCAGGAUCUCUGAGGAACACAGAAGAAAACCAAGCAAAUGUUCAGGUGACAGCUGAAACUGUGCCAAAGCUCACUGCAGAAGUACAAGGUAUGAAGGCUGAUGGGACUAGGAUAUUUAGUAAAGCAGGAUACAGGAAUGACAGAGUGAGUAAAGGUCUUCCACCUGAGAGCAAGCAAUGCUCAGACACAGUCAUGGCCAGAGCUGGGGUGUCAGAAACCAGCAUCUUAGGUUUUUUAGAGCCUUUAAAAGUCAUGGACAUUGGAGCAGCUACAGAUCAUCCACAAAAAACAAGGGACUAUAGUGGGUCAAAAGCCCAUGCUGCCAUGCCAUUGAGAACAGGGGGAAAUGGUGUAUCUGUUUUGGAGGUUAGAGAAGAAAAGUUACCCAGACAAAAUCCUCUUAAUGAAUUCAGUACGUCAUUUGCUAAUUGCCAGACUUGUCAGCAGGAUGAAGAAAAUUAUGCUUAUGACUUCUUUAAGGGUCCUGUACCUGAACAAAAUGAACCUCAUGAGUUGUUCUCAGCAGAAAGCUGUAGAACACUCUCCACACAAAGUUCUGAAGUUUUAUGUCCCGUUCUGAAAAGCAUCAGUUAUCUGGACUUUGGAAGUGUGCCACCACAAAGCAGUUCUGCAGGUCACAGAAUUAUCAGUGAAAGCCCCCAGAAGUACCUUCCCCAAAACGUCAAACAUCACACUCUUUAUGAUCAUGGAACUGGGUUUUUAGAAAACCAAUCCUCCACAUCUCUACCAGUAGAGCAGAUCUCAGUGGUAAGGAAAAAAGUAUUAUCUAGUGCAAAAACUGAUCCUAGGGAAUUAAGUGCUGCUAUAGGAAAAUCGUACAGCUCAGAAUCUGAAGAAGCUGCUGAAGUCUGGAGAAAAAUUGCUGUGGGAGAUAACGUUGAAAUUUGUAGCUGGCCUGAAGCUCAAAAGGCUGCCAAUUCUGAGCAGUGUCAUUCUUCAGUUUUUAGUUCUGUUGCUUCAUCUCCUGAGGAGUUCUCAAAAGAAAAAUUUAAAAUAUUCCCAUCAGAAGGUGAUAAGCUGAAAAAGGACCAAUGGCAGUUCUCUGUCAGUGACCCAUGCAAGAAGGAUAUACAAGAAAACAGUUUGUGGGUGGAAACAGGUAACAUUGCUUCCCAUGAAACUGGGCAGAGAGAGACAUGCUUUUGUAGUACUGGCAAUAAAAUCCCUCCUCUCAGUAACCACAGCUGUCUUCAUCUUAGUACCAAGCUAGAAAAAGACUCACCCAAGGCACAACUGCUUGAAAAUGAAUCUGAGAGCAAUACAACAUCAGAAGAGUUGGCUGGUGGUUCAGUUGGAGCUGCAGAAGCUGAUAGUAAUGACAGCUUAUCCCCUGGGAAGAAAACAAAUUUGUUUUAUACACUAAAUGUAACUCUACCUCCUGUUUUACAAAAAUCAAGAGAACCUCAUUAUAAUGAGUGUCUUCCUUGUAUUAACAAUGAAGUUUCAUGCAGGGGCAAGGCUUGGGAUAAUUGGUCUAGAAAAGAAUUAAUUGGUGCUUCUGGAACAACAGCAGAACAAGUUGCUGAGGUUUUGCUUCAUAAAAACAAAUUCAAGUCUUCUGUAAAUUCCAUGACUUUUGAUAACCCUAAUACAGCAAGCAGAGUAUCCCAAAUGAAUAUAAAAUCUUCUGCAGGAAAUAUGGAGAGAGUGAUCACUGGUUUAGAAAAUGAACCUUGUGACACAUGGCUUUGUAAUGGUAAGAGGAUAAAAAAACAGUGUACAGCUGCCAGUACUUCCUGUGUUUUAUUGGGGAGUACACAUGUGGAUGAAGUUUUCCUGAACAGUCAUUCUUUUGGUCUUGAAGUUGAUAAGAUUGAAGAAAAUGAUAAUUUGGAAGGAGUGUCUUCAUCAGGAUAUAACAGUAAAGAGGCAAUCAUCUUUCCAGAAGCACACUCCUCUUUGGCACGUGGAUCUCUUCUUUGUGAAGAUGACUGGGGCAACAGAGGUAUAGCUCUGCAUGGGACAAAUGAUAUUCCCACAGGAAAAACCAUGUUUUGCUCAGCAUAUGCUGCAGAGAAAUCUACUGCUACCUUGGCAAGAGAUGAGGUUUCAAAUAAGAAUAUGGAGGUUGUGGAACAAUUUGAUCUUUGUAAAGUAAAGGGCAGUGAAAUUGUUUGUGACAGAGAUGAGGCAAAAGAACACAUUGGCACGUGUGCUUCCCAGAGAGAUGAAUUUGAUGAAACAAGAGCUGUGGAUUCCCCAAAUGCUCCUGAAGGCAAUAAGAGAAAUAGGGCUAGUGAACAGCUAUUAGUCAGGCACUUGAACAAAAACACCCAUGCUCAUAAUUUUGGAUUUUACAACUCUCUGUUAGGCCCAUGGAAGAGAGAACUCGACACACAUGAGCAGGAAGAAAUGCCAUUGCUCACAGCUGAUCCCUCCGAGUGCAGCGCUUCAACCUGUGACCCACAGCCAGCACUCAACAACCUGAACGUUCCAACACAACGUGCUGGCCAAACAGAGCAGACCCUUUGCCCACUGGGAAAUCAGUUCCAUCCAUGUCAGAGUGAGCCUGAUGUCCCAGUGCUGGGCAGUGAGCAACAUUUAGAAAGUUCAACCAACAAACCAAACACUGGCUCACAAACCAUAAGUUCUGUGGAAAGAGACAAAACUGAUCCUGAUCACAGUGAAGAGGUUCUGCUAAAAACAGGUGGUGAGCUGCCUCUGUUAGACCAUAAAUGUGCAAGAGAAACCAGGUUUAAAGGAGCUGUACAAGAGAAUGUAAUGGGUUUGAACUCUUUAAUUGGUGUGAAAAAUGAAGAUUCUUCAGGAUACAUGGACUCCGUAAGUGAUCUGAUUGAAGGGAAGACAAUCAGACUACAAGAACACGAGAACAGAUGUGAAAGAAACAAUAAAGGAGCUCUUGAAGAAAACUUUUCUGAUGACAAACUACAGUGCUCACAGCAGGCUCGUUUUAUCCAAUGUGCAAAAGAGGAAGCAGAGCUGGUGUUUGCAGGAAACAAAAUGCAGCAAUCUUUGCCAAAGAUAAAGUGGUUGGUGGAGAACCAGGAAAAUAAAAUUAGUGCUCUAUUUCUGCCCACUUCAUCAAUUCAUGGGAGUCUUUCUUACAAGCCAGAAAAUAUAAAUGUGCUUUCAGAUACAGAAAACAGAGAAAGUCUGAGUACAAAUCUUAUCUUGAAUAAUUCUCACCCACAGUUAACUAUUGAGCCUGGUAAAGAAACUGAUGCUCAAAAGGGUGUUGGUCCAUCUCAUUUUGGAAAGUUUGACAUCCAAGAAUCUUGUGUUGAGACUCAGGCAGAUUCAGAAACUGUGUCAGCUCUGAACUCUCACAUCUCUUUGCCUGAGGAAGAAAAGCUGUGUAUGUCACCUGAGAAUACACAAAGAGAUAAUUAUGAUUCAUCUUCAGCUGAAGUUUUUAGCAAAGAUACUUCAAUGACAAAAAUUCUUUCUGUCACAAUUUCCGUUAAGAAAAAAUCCAGCAAUAUUGAGGUUCCAUCUUCAGGGAAUGAAUCAGCAGCUGGCUCUCUGAAUGGUGCCAAAAGCUCAAGAGUUUGUGCCCACAGCAAAGAAAGUCUAACAGGUGAGGGGCUUUGCAUGCCAACCAUGAAAGACAUGGACAUGAGCUCACCAAAAAGUCCUCCUGGUCAAGAGAAGUUUAAGGCUACAGAUAAGCCAGAAAAUAUAAAUGUGCUUUCAGAUACAGAAAACAGAGAAAGUCUGAGUGUAAAUCCUAUCUCAAAUAACUCUUGCCUGCAGUUAACUUUUGAGCCUGGUAAAGAAACUGAUGAUCAAGGGGGUGUUCAUGCAUGCUAUUCUGAAAAGUUUGACAUCCAAGAAUCUUGUGUUGAGACUCAGGCAGAUUCAGAAACUGUGUCAGCUCUGAACUCUCACAUCUCUCUGCCUGAGAAAGAAAAGCUGUGUAUGUCACCUGAGAAUACACAAAGAGAUAAUUAUGAUUCAUCUUCAGCUGAAGUUUUUAGCAAAGAUACUUCAAUGACAAAAAUUCUUUCUGUCACAAUUUCCGUUAAGAAAAAAUCCAGCAAUAUUGAGGUUCCAUCUUCAGGGAAUGAAUCAGCAGCUGGCUCUCUGAAUGGUGCCAAAAGCUCAAGAGUUUGUGCCCACAGCAAAGAAAGUCUAACAGGUGAGGGGCUUUGCAUGCCAACCAUGAAAGACAUGGACAUGAGCUCACCAAAAAGUCCUCCUGGUCAAGAGAAGUUUAAGGCUACAGAUAAGCCAGAAAAUAUAAAUGUGCUUUCAGAUACAGAAAACAGAGAAAGUCUGAGUGUAAAUCCUAUCUCAAAUAACUCUUGCCUGCAGUUAACUUUUGAGCCUGGUAAAGAAACUGAUGAUCAAGGGGGUGUUCAUGCAUCCUAUUCUGAAAAGUUUGACAUCCAAGAAACCUCCAGUAAGACUUGGGCAGAUUCAGAAACUGUAUCAGCUCUGAACUCUCACAUCUCUCUGCCUGAGAAAGAAAAGCUGUGUAUGUCACCUGAGAAUACACAAAGAGAUAUUUCAUCUGCAGACAAAAAAUUCAGCAAAGAUACUUCAAUGACAAAAAUUCUUUCUGUCACAAUUUCCGUUAAGAAAAAAUCCAGCAAUAUUGAGGUUCCAUCUUCAGGGAAUGAAUCAGCAGCUGGCUCUCUGAAUGGUGCCAAAAGCUCAAGAGUUUGUACCCACAGCAAAGAAAGUCUGAAAGGUGAAGGGCUUUGCACACCAACCACGGAAGUCAUGGACAUCAGCUCACCAAAAAGUCCUCCUGGUGAAGAGAAAUUUAAGAAUACCUGUGUAGAAGAGAUGAUAGGAAAAGAGGUACCCCCUAGAGGAAGGUUGCCCAAACACUGUCCAUGGGCCUUGUUGGAAGAUUCUAAAGAGUCUGGUAGCAAAAUAGUCCCCCUCAGGACUGAGAAUUAUAGAAAGGUUUUGGAAGAAAUCCCAAGAUCCAAACUAAAUAAUCUUUCAAAAAAAAGACAAAAUAAUACAAAGCUCCCAAACUUAGCAGGUACCAGUGUACUUUCAGAAACUGUGCAUGAUUGUGAGCCUGGAGCUGUAUCUGACACAGAGGCUGCCCCAGAAGUGCAGGAUGAUACAACGCCCACAUUUUCUCCACCUCUGAGCACACUAUCAGACAGUUGCAAAGGACCAUCCCCAAACUGUGUGGUUUGCAGUGAAGUGUGUGUGCCUUACAAAUUAAAUGCGUGGAGCAAAGAUAAUGUAAAGGAAGUAACAGAAGGUCAGGACAAAAUACCAGCUCGUGCAGUUUGCAAGGAAAAUGGGGCUUUAUGUUCAGAGAGACUUGAUCAAAUAGAGGAACGUCAAGUAUUUAUACAAAAGAGGUAUGGAAAGAUGAAAGUACAUCAGUUGGGCAAGGCACAACAAGAACAGAAGUCAAAACACCAGGAGAAAGCAAAAAUCAUAUUGCAACCAAAUAUGUUGCACAGUUCUGAACUCUUAUGCAGCUCUUCAGCUGAGUUGAUGACAUCUGGAAAUACAAAGUUUGGAGGCGCUUCAGAGGAGAUUGUUGCUGUAAGAGGCAGUGAAAUUAAACCAUGUAGCACUUUACAAGAAGUUAAAAGGCCAAAGAUUACCACAGAUUUUAUUAGUUCACAGUUUUUGAAGACUCAGGAUUCAGAAAUGGAAAGCCUGAACCUUAAUUUAGGGUAUGAUGGGAUCCCUGGUGCCUUUGGAACUACAAAUAAACGAAGAGGAACUACAAAUAAACUAAGAGGACCUCUUCCAUUAAAAAUACAACCUGGAAGGACAUGCAAAAAAGUUCCCACAUUGUAUCAGCUAAAAACCGUAAGAAAAAUAAAACAAAUGAAAAGUUCACCUGUCUCUGAGAUUCCCCUGGAAAUAUUCCCUAAACAGGAAAACCCACUUCUGGAAUCUUUGUACUUUCCAUGUAAACCACCGACAGUGGAAAAGGAAACAGCCAUGAGAUUUGCACAUAUGCCAAGGCAGAGGGCCAAGAGGUGCAGUUUGUUGAACAGCUUGAAAUUCAGAAAAUGUACCAAAGAACCGGCAUUAUUAUUGUUGAACAAGUUGUCUGCAAUGGCCAGCAAGCUCCUGGCCCCUGCCAAAAGCAGCCGUAACGUAGAACCUCUGCCAUAUUCUUCUGAAAUUCUUCCAGUGGGUGACAGGUACAGCCAAUGUAGAUCUAAAAAUCUCUUGGAAGCCUUUUCUUGCAUUAACAGGAACGUACACUCACGCUGGGCUGACAGCUGGUGCACCAAGAUGUUCAGCUUUCAGCCUUUGGCACUUUAUCCUAUAGAAACUACCAAAAUACUUUCUUCAGACUUAAGCCACAAGCCUCCAGCCUCUUUCUUGGACACCUCGGUUUUCCCAAUUUCUUUUCACAUAAAAUUGGACUCCAGUCCUGUGACAGACCUCAGAGGGAUUACAUCCCAGCACUCUGUACAUCACAGCCCAGUUUUCAGAGAAACUCCAGCACCAGCUUCAAAGUGGACUUUAUCUUUUCUCCUGUCUCAGAGCUGUUCAGGUACAACAGCUUUCCAGGAAGAUUCCUGUGUAAAUAAUGAGCUUCAUUCCUCACACUCCACAACAACCCGCAGGACUGUUGCUGUUCAUCCCGACCCUGGAAGAAACACUGUAGCUGGAAGAAGAGGAGGAGGCUGUUCCACGCUUGGCCUUCACACGGUGUUAGCACUUUCUUCCCCUGGAUGUUACAGGAUUUGGACACGAAGAAGAAACUUAACCAGUCAUAUUCCUACCAUCCAGAGACUGUUUAUGUCGCAGCUGGCGCAGGGUUUGAAAGGGGCCAGGCUCCCGAGGUGCGUGUCCCACGAGCUCGUCUCCUCGUUGCCGUACUCUCUGGGCAGGGUGUUGUCCAUAUGGAGUCAGCACGGUCCUGCUGCCCGUCCUGACAUCACUCCUCUCCAUUCCACUCACUGCAAGUGGCAGCCAAGUGUGGGCAUCGAGAACAGCUGUGCCAUGUUACCACACUCACCUGUCCAGAGUAUGGGAGCACUGCAGAGCACAGGCCAUGCGAUACGUCUGGAAACUUCAUUCCCUCCUCCAUCCCCAAAGCCUCGCGCCCUUCCAGAGUCACCCCCCAGGCUUUCAGCAUCUGAGCUCCAGAUCCCUGCCCUUGAUGAAGCAGAUGCUUCUGUUCCAGCCUGUCUGAGAUCCCAAGAUGACACAGAACUGAAAAAAAUUGAGCCAGAAAAGAGGCCAAAGAAAGUCUCACAGAUCAGAAUCAGGAAAACUGUUCCCAAGCCAGACCCUAACCUUACUCCAAUGGGACUACCCAAACCAAAAAGGCUUAAGAAGAAAGAAUUUAGUUUAGAAGAAAUUUACACAAAUAAGAACUAUAAGUCCCCUCCUCCUGCCAGGAGCUUGGAAACAAUCUUUGAGGAGCCCAAGGAGAAGAAUGGACACUUGAUCUCUGUCAGCCAGCAAAAGAGAAAGCGGAUUUUAGAGUUUCAGGACUUCACUCUUCCCCGGAAAAGGAAGACACGAGGCAAAAUCAAAGCAGUGGGUAGUUUCACCCGAGCAAAAAGAGCUGCACUGCAGAGUGCAGAGUUAGAUGUUCUUCUGAGUCAGAAGCUCAUGGACCUUGAAGCCUUUUUUGCAGAGGAGGUUGAGCAGGAGCAGGCCUCCAGCAUCUGAGGGAGUCACUUAGCUGGGAAGGGUCCAGUCAGCUUCUUUAGUAUUUUUUUGGGACAAUUCUACUGACUUCUUCAUACCUUACUCUGCCACUCUGUUCUAACAUCUGAUAAUCAGUUUUUGGCUGUGACCCUCUUUAAGGUGCUAUAUUUUUUUUUAAAUGCUGUUGGAGGGAUUCUUCUAAGUCCCUGUUUGAGUGUAACACAGCCACAUGAAAUUUACCCUUCUUUUCUCAACCUCUGGAAAUUACUGCUUAUAUUUAAUUAAUUAUGUUUGUAUAUCUUUUGGGGGUAGAGUAGGAGUGUCAAGGAGGAAGUAGUGCACCUUCAGUGAUGCUAGAACUCUGUACUCCAGAUCAUUUGCACAUUUGAGUCUGCUGUUGUUACUGUAAUGGCUAUUUUUAACAAGCUGACAAAAGAGAUAUGGUGUUUGAUAAAGAAGAAUUCUAGCAAACACCUUCUUGAUAUACCACUAACCUUUUGAUAAUUAAAAGUAUCUGUCUAGGUUUAUAUUCAAUUGUUUCUUCCUUCUGUUAACUUAGAAGGUUCCUUCUAAGUUUCUUUGCCCUUCCAGGCUCCAGGCAGCAGAAGCCCCACAUAAUUAGACAUUAAAUAACUUGCACUUUGUACAUGCUUCUUUUAACAUGAUUCAACUCAAAAAAGGUGGUGUUUUAAGGAAAAAUGGUGCCCAGUACUAUUGUUUCCCAAGUAGGAGAUUUUUUUACUUACUUGGCUGAUGCCAGCUUCUCCAGAGGAAAAGGUAAUUGGUCCCUGAGGGUGCUAAGCUGCAGGAUACAUAGGCAGAGAUUUUUACUUAACUGAGCUGAGCUGCUGCUUGCGGGGAAGACCAGCAAAAUUUUUGAUACUUGUUUUAAAGUUAUUUUAAUUCCAUUCAAACUAACUUGAUUUUAAUGUCAAGAAGAAGGUGUGGGGUUUUUUUACCAUUUUAGAUUGACAGUUCCUGUAGCUCAUAAUUAGCUAUUCUCUGUAUAGCACUGUUGUGCAAAAUAGCCAGUGCUGUACAAAGAGCCUCUUUGAGUAUGUGGGCAUUGUUUUGGUUAUGAAAGGCCAUAUGUAAUUAUCUGAUGCAGCACUGGGCAAUUUCUCAGCUCUACCUUUGGAAGGAAGAGAGCUCCCUUCUGGCAUAACUUCUGUUAAACUUAACUUGAAGCAUAAUUCCAGUGCUAGCUGCUGUUCAGGUAAUUUCUGUCCCUUAGUGCCUAGAGAAGUUAUUCAGGCAAAGCUGUUGUUGCUGGGAUGCUCAAAUUUAAUUAGUCUGUUCUUUCUUUCACUUAUCACUUGAACUUGCACUUUCUUAUUUAUCUACCCAUAUAAUAGAGUUUCUAUUUACCUUCAAAUUGAGCAAAUCUAGUGGGUGGGUAAUUUUUAUAAAGUCCCAAUAAAUGCAGGACUGCAAAUACCAUCAUUAUCUUCUGUUGCUCUACCACUUCUGUUACUGACCAAACAGAAAACUAAAUGUUAACAAGCAAUCUGUUGAAUUGCAGAGCUUUGAGAGUAGAGAAAUGGAAGAGAAUUAUUACACUGUGUGUGCCUGAGUCUUGAAAGAAAUCUGAUCUGGGUUUGUUUUGCUCCCAGCUUGUGCUGGGAUUUGUAGAAGUUUAUAUUCUUGUUUUGAAGGCUAAUUAUCUUUAAUCAGGAAGACUGAAGAAAAGAGAGGAGUGCACACUUAGAGUAGUAGUGUUUGGAGUUUGAGGGUAAAACAAGACAAACCUUGAACAUAUUGACAUAGUAUUUUUCUGGUUAACUUACUGGGCUGUUAUAGAACAUUCUAAUUGAUCCUCUUUAUUUUUGUAAAAAGAAAUUCCUAAAAAACAAAGAUCAACUGCCUCUUAAGAAAUGUUUGAAAGUUUCCCUAGGUUGGCUUAUUAGCCCAAUUAUUGACUAGUUGGCAGCGGUAGCAAGAGUGAGAGAUAUAUUUUUAUGGAUUUAUGCUAUAGAAUGGGAUUGUUACAGAGCAUUCUUUCACUUCUAUUCAUAUGGGAGGCUUCCAGUGAUACAAUUAAGCUGUAAACUUACUGGGCCUUUCAAGGAAAUAAAGAUUGGGGUGGGGGGGAGAAGAGACUUGGAUCCAGGACAAGUUCAGUCUCUAAUGUGCUUCAAAAGAUAAAACGUGUUGAGUCUUUUCCUUUGGGUUAUGUUGGGGUUUAUUUGUUUUGUUUAGGGUUUUUUUUUUAAAUUUUCUUCCCUGCUCUCUCGUUUCUGAUUGCAUUAAAAUAAGAUUUAUGAACUUCUUUUCCUACAAGCUACAGCGGAGAGAGCAGAGCACAGACAACACUCAAAUACUCUUUGGUUUACAGAAAUUGGAGGAGUUACAAAAUGAUGUUGCAGUUGUUUAGCUUCUCCCAGACCUUAGUUUGUGGAAACCCAAACACACAGCAUUAUUCUCUUUGGUUUAGUGUUUGUAUGACAAUGUAAGCUAGUGGACACCAAGCAUCUCUUCCCCUCUCCAGCAUACAGGUGUCAGUCCUGCUUAUGCACUUUGUUGUUUUUUUCCUUUCCCACCUCUGUUUCUGUUUACAGCACUCAUGGAACAGCCAUGUUCCUUGUGGCUGCUGCUUCUACACUGGGAGUGAUGACUGGGCAAAAGCUGGGCAUUUGCCAUUCUGAGCUGCUUCUGUCACAGCUAAUUAAAAUUAAAAAGUGUAGAGGAUUCAUCUUUUGGGGUCUUGCAUACAUCCCUAGCAGAAGGAUAUGUACACUUGCCUUUUCAUUAAGUGGAUCCACUCCAGUGAGGAUGUUUUUAUAUCACUAUGGAAAGUCAUCACAGACUGAUGACCAGAACAGCUUGAGAAGGAUUGCAAAGCUUUUGCCAUGUCCUGUCUCUUAGUAGAGCCAAGCAGCUCUUUGCUAAAUUUGCUGAUUGUCAGAGAUAGAAGGAUCAUUAAAAAAAAAAAAAAGAAGAAGAAGAAAAAAGUCAUUGUUUUCAUCAUGCUAUGACUGGAGCAGCUAAGGCUCCUUAGUGUAUGGUACAGCAUUUGCCUGGCUGGCUUGUGUCUGCAUACAUUUGAGUUCUGGUGCUUGCUGGAAAUGAUGUCCUGCAAGCAGUUCUCACUCCUUGUAUUUUAUUUCAGGUGGGCGUUUGGUAUAUUAUGUUCCAGGUGCUUUUCUAGAAUAUGGAUAGUAACUGUGGAUUAAAAGUCUGUAUGAUGCUAUCAAGGUAACAAAUAGCUCAAUGAGAAUUUGUACAUUUGUGCCAUUAGCCUCCAUCAUGCUCUUGGCAUUUUGUUUCUGUUCAAUAUUGUGUGAAUCUAAAAUUUUACUGUUUCUUUUGUGUGUGUUUUUAAUUUAUGGAAAUAAAUUUUUCUGAGUACUUU
Molecule: messenger RNA, 11911 nt
Organism: Passer montanus (Eurasian tree sparrow)
Lineage: Eukaryota; Metazoa; Chordata; Aves; Passeriformes; Passeridae
Gene: PRR14L
Product: proline rich 14 like
Exons: 8
Coding region: 466-8580 (2704 amino acids)
Source: RefSeq, a predicted model, not a curated record